AUGGUGUUAGAAGCCACAGUUGUCUGCGUAGACAAUUCCGAAUGGAUGCGAAACAAAGACUAUCCCCCUUCACGCUUGGAUGCUCAGCGAGAUGCUGUACACACCGUAUGCAGCGCUAAAACAAGAUCAAACGCAGAAAGCAAUGUAGCUGUUAUGACAAUUGCGGACACGUGUGAGAUGUUGGUCACACUUACUCCUGAUAUUGGAAAGAUUCUGACGUCUAUGCAUGAGGUCAAGCUGAAGGGUGAAGUGAAUAUACUAGACGGGCUGCAAAUAGCACAGUUAGCCUUAAAGCACAGACAGAAUAAAAAUCAGAGACAACGCAUUGUGGUGUUCGUUGGCUCGCCUGUUAAUGUGGACCAGAAGCAAUUGGAAAAGGUCGCUAAGAAGCUAAAGAAAAACAAUGUUGCUGUGGAUGUGAUCAAUUUCGGAGAAGAGGAGCAAAACAUCUUACUUCUAGAGGCUUUUGUGAAUUCCGUCAAUAGUCGCGAAGGAAAUAGCCACCUGGUAAGCAUACCCCCGGGCACCGCUAUGUUGAGUGAGCACAUCUCGAAGUCACCCAUUCUGCGUAGUCCGGAUGAGCCAUCAUAUGGUGGGGAUACUGGUAGUAGUGGUGGGGGUGGCGGCGGCGGCGGCGGCUUCGAGUUCGGGGUUGACCCCAGCAUGGACCCAGAACUGGCCAUGGCACUGCGCAUCUCAAUGGAAGAGGAACAGGCAAGGCAGGACCGGGCCAGGGCAGAGGCUGCCGAGAGCGGGGGGCUGUUGAAGUUGUGGGGUAUGUCGUAG
Messenger RNA from Sphaeroforma arctica JP610, 786 nucleotides. RefSeq lists its product as hypothetical. Gene Ontology annotation, cellular component: cytosol; nucleus; proteasome regulatory particle, base subcomplex. Bases 1 to 786 code for a protein of 261 amino acids. NCBI's taxonomy places the organism in Eukaryota, Ichthyosporea, Ichthyophonida. Gene Ontology annotation, biological process: proteasome-mediated ubiquitin-dependent protein catabolic process. Gene Ontology annotation, molecular function: polyubiquitin modification-dependent protein binding. The record is from RefSeq and is a predicted model, not a curated record. The transcript is spliced from 5 exons.